This is a messenger RNA of Metarhizium brunneum ARSEF 3297, 1692 nucleotides long. It is a transcript of the gene cfp, whose product is annotated as Pyruvate decarboxylase. Gene Ontology annotation, cellular component: cytosol. The record is from RefSeq and is a predicted model, not a curated record. Gene Ontology annotation, molecular function: pyruvate decarboxylase activity; magnesium ion binding; thiamine pyrophosphate binding. Lineage: Eukaryota; Fungi; Ascomycota; Sordariomycetes; Hypocreales; Clavicipitaceae.
AUGGCCAAUUUCACCGUUGGCGACUACAUUGCCCAAAGGCUCGCUCAAAUAGGGGUACGCCAUCAUUUCCUAGUACCCGGCGGCGACAACCUCGCUCUGCUGGACAGGCUCGGCGCGCACCCAUCACUCACCGGCGUCGGGUGCACAAACGAGCUGAAUUGCUCUCUAGCUGCCGAGGGAUACGCCAGAGCCAACGGCAUCGCAGUCUGCGUCGUCACCUACAGCGUAGGGGCCUUUUCUGCCUUCAACGGCAUCGGCAGCGCCUACGCUGAGAAUCUUCCCGUCAUCCUCAUCAGCGGAGCACCGAAUACGCAUGACAAGGACCAGCAUUUGCUUCACCACACCCUCGGGGAGCACGAUUUCACGUACCAGCUAGAAAUGGCCAAGAAGAUUACAUGCUGCGCCGUGUCGAUCCGGAAUGCCAAAUCAGCUCCCGAGUUGGUUGACCGCGUUGUAUGGAAUUGUAUCCGGCUGCAAAAACCCGGGUACAUUGAGCUGCCUACCAACCUGUCCACCGAGAGGUGCGUGCAACCCGGACCGAUAAGUGGUCUCGACGCUGGGGAUCGGCACGUUGGGUCUGUCCUUGCCGCUGCGGUUACUAGCGUUAGGGAAUAUCUUGAGACGCGGCAGAAGCCAGUGAUUCUCGCCGGGCCAAAGAUACGAAGUUGCAAAGCCCAGGAAAGCCUCGUCCGCCUGGCAGAAGCCAUUGGCUGCGCGGUCGUGGUUCAGCCAGCGGGCAAGGGACUGUUCCCCGAGACACACCCCCAAUUUGCCGGAGUUUUCUGGGGCCAAGUGAGCACCCUCGCUGCCGACAGCAUCGUCAACUGGUCUGAUGGUCUGAUAUGCGUGGGAACCUUGUUCACAGACUAUAGCACGGUCGGUUGGACAGCCGUGUCCAACGUGCCGCAGGUAGUCAUUGACGCGGAUGCUGUGACAUGUGUGACGACUUGCUUCACUGGCGUCGCCAUGUGCGACUUGCUGGUCGGCUUGGCAGAUACAGUCGCCUGGAACGACAGCUCAAUGACCGAGUACGCUCGGCUGCGGCCGGAAAUUCCACUCCAGCGCCACGGAGCCUACGGGGAGCUCACGAGAAAGGAGGUUGCCCGACGGGUGCAGCUGCUUCUCGGGCCGGACAUGACGGUUUUCGCGGACGCAGGAGAUUCGUGGUUCAACGGCAUUCAACUGCAACUUCCGCCCGGGGCGGCAUUCGAAAUCGAAAUGCAAUGGGGCCAUAUCGGAUGGUCGAUACCGGCGUCGUUUGGCUACGCGCUUGCAAAACCUGAAAGGAGAAUCAUAGUCCUGAUUGGAGACGGGGCCCUGCAAGUGACGGCUCAAGAGAUGUCUCAGAUGGUGAGGCACCGCCUUCCCGUGAUUCUGGUGCUGAUGAACAAUAAAGGAUACACGAUCGAGGCGGAGAUGCACGCCGGGGUGUACAAUCGGAUUUAUAAUUGGAACUACGUCCUCCUCGUGCAGGCGUUCAACUUUUCUGGCACGGGAGGACGUGCGCUUGGCCUGAAAGCAGAUACGGUCGAGGAGUUUUCUGAAGCCAUUGAAUUGGCACAGGCACACAUGGAUGGACCAAGUCUCAUCGAAUGCAGCAUCGACCAGGAGGACUGCAGCAAAGAGCUGAUUACAUGGGGGCAUUAUGUUGCGGCGGCCAACAAUCGUUCUGGAAUGACCAUCGAGACGUAG